Molecule: messenger RNA, 1681 nt
Organism: Phlebotomus argentipes
Lineage: Eukaryota; Metazoa; Arthropoda; Insecta; Diptera; Psychodidae
Product: zinc finger protein 664-like
Exons: 4
Coding region: 152-1570 (472 amino acids)
Biological process (GO): regulation of transcription by RNA polymerase II
Cellular component (GO): nucleus
Molecular function (GO): DNA-binding transcription factor activity; zinc ion binding; RNA polymerase II cis-regulatory region sequence-specific DNA binding
Source: RefSeq, a predicted model, not a curated record
CCAGCGACGCCAAGUGAGUAGGGAGAAAAGUAACGAAAUACACCCAAUGUUUUGGCGCAGCUUCGCAACUGUCGUGGAAAUUGCAGGGAUCUGCUAGGAUUCCCAGGAAAUCUGUAGAUAACUGAUUUGCAGAUCUGGACGUUGACCGAGAAUGUUUGACGAGAAUACAGAAAAGGAGAACCCACCAGACUUUCCCAGAGAGAAUAUCAGUAUUUUCUGCUCUUUCUGCCUGAGUCAGGUGGGAAAUCUUCUGGAUAUAGACUCUCCUACCGCAGUGGAUUCAACUUACAGAGACUUCUUCAGAUAUCUACUGAAUGAGGAGGAGAAAUCUGUUUUGGAAGUUCCUAGAAGCAUCUGUCAAGAUUGUGCAGGAAAUCUCAUCUCGGCGUGCAAUUUCAAGAAAAGAUCCCUCAGAAACAUCAAAUACUUCAAGUCUAAAGAGUUUGUGGAUGAUGAAAGCCCUCUGAGAGAUGAAGAGUGCGCAGGCACAACAGGCUUCACUUGUGGGGAAUGCGGGAAGAUUCUCUCAACAAGAGGCAGUCUCAAGUCUCAUCUGUCUCGCCAUCGUCACGGAAAUGAAUAUAAAUGUGCAAUUUGUCAAGAAGUUUUCCAGAACUUCAACGCCCGAAAACGACAUGUGAACCUUAUUCACUUCAACAGGAAAAUCCAUCAGUGCCCUUUCUGUGAGGAAUCUUUUCAAUACCACAGCACUCACCGGGAACACAUUCGGAAGGUGCAUGAAAAAGAGCAAGACGUGGAGUGCCCACUUUGCCCGAAGAAGUUCUUCUCAGAUAAAGAACUCGGCCGACAUAAGUUAAUUCAUGAUUUUGUGCCCAAAUGCGAAGAUUGUGGGAAGAUCUACAAGGAUAUUCGGGCUCUGAAGAAGCAUAUGCGGAUUUUGCACAAGAUAUCAAAGUAUCAGCCACCGCAGUUGAUGGUGAAAGAAAUGCCUGAACCUGAAAGAGUGGGCAAGAAGACUUUUUCGUGCGAAAAGUGCCAGAAAGACUUCAAGGGCCCUAUUAAUUUGGAGAAACAUCUCCGAACGGUGCACAGAGAGUGGCUCUGUACGGAAUGUGGAAAGAUUAUAAAGGGUACUUCAUAUUCUGUCCACAUGAGCAGUCACACGGAGAGUCCUCAAGUGUGUCCUGAGUGUGGAAGAACACUGAGUUCACCAGGGGCGCUGAGGAAACACCAGAAACGCGUCCAUGGGCCUAAAGUGACAAAGAACUAUGAUUGUCCUCACUGUGAACUUCAGUUCGUCUCGCCACACACCAGGAGAUAUCACGUGGCGAAACUCCACACGAGAAAGCCUCUGUAUACUUGCCAUUGUGGUCAGGAGUUCCUUUAUCAUCACGUCUACAAGAGGCAUGUGAGAAGAGAUCACACUGGUGAAUUUCCUUAUGCCUGUGAGAUGUGCCCUAAGAAGUUCUUAACUCUGGCUGAGUGUCGAAGACAUCGCCAAAGUCACUCCAACGAACGUAGUUUCAAGUGCAGAACCUGUGAGAAAGACUUCAAGACGGACGUGGCACUUUACAUCCACAUGAAAAGCCACCGAAGAGUGGAAGGAUGAAGACAGACUGCAGCAAAACGGUAUUGUCCAUCAUGAGAUGUACUUCGAAGACUGCACUUCACCUUCUGUCCAAUUGAUGGAGAGAUUCUUGAAGAUUGCAGAAAAGGCGGG